AUGCUUGUAGCCCCCUUCGUCUUUACUAUACUAGUCACAUUAAUAAGUGGAAUAUUUUCUAAGAGUGUAGAAUUAACAUUUGAACUACCCGAUAGUGCAGUAGAAUGUUUUUACCAAGAAAUAGAAAAGAAUACAUCGGCUUCACUAGAAUAUCAGGUUAUUACUGGUGGCCAGUAUGAUGUUGAUGUCAAAAUAGAGGGGCCAAAAAAACAGAUAAUUUACCAGCAACAAAAAAUGCAAUAUGAUUCACACCAAUUCACAGCUCUUAAUACAGGUGUUUACAAAGUUUGCUUCAGUAAUGAAUUCAGUACUUUCUCUCAUAAGCUUGUAUAUAUGGAACUGAAUGUUGGACCUGAACAGCCUCUACCAGGAGUAGGAGACCAUGCUACAGUACUUACACAGUUGGAAACAUCUGCAGAGGAAAUUCAUUCUGCUCUUAAUAGAAUUAUUGAUCAUCAAACCCACCACAGACUAAGAGAAGCUCAAAGUCGCAAGAGGGCUGAAGAUCUCAAUGAGAGAGUAUUCUGGUGGUCAAUGGGAGAGACUCUGGCUAUUGUAUGUGUUUCCUUUGCACAAGUAAUGAUUCUUAAGAACUUCUUUAAUGACCGACCAACUUUAUAUAAUAGAAUGUAA
This is a messenger RNA of Parnassius mnemosyne (clouded apollo), 633 nucleotides long. The record is from the annotation of a GenBank genome assembly. Lineage: Eukaryota; Metazoa; Arthropoda; Insecta; Lepidoptera; Papilionidae.